This is a messenger RNA of Aegilops tauschii subsp. strangulata, 612 nucleotides long. The record is from RefSeq and is a predicted model, not a curated record. NCBI's taxonomy places the organism in Eukaryota, Viridiplantae, Streptophyta, Magnoliopsida, Poales, Poaceae.
AUGGCGUUCACCGGCCUGUCCGCCGCCGCCUUUGCCGCCCCGCCGCCCUACGGCGCGACCGCCGCCUACGGCGCAUCCGACGUCACCCACAUGCAGCCGGCCCUGCCAAUGGCCGGCGGCCAUGCUUCGCCCGCCCCGUCGAUGGCCUCUUCGGGCUGGUGUUACCCGUUGCCGCCACCCGCGCCUCCCCAGCAGCAGCCGGCCCAGGGCACCGGGUGGGCCCCGCACUACCCGCAGGAUCUCCCCGCGGGCCACCAGGGGUUCAUCGGCGCGCCUUACCAGUCGACCGGCGCCAGUUACGACGCUCUCCUUGUGCCGCCGCACCUCGGUGGUUAUGGCCCGCCCGCUCCGGCGCUGCCCUACGGGGGCCUUUCGCCGCCGCCGGUACCUGUGCCAUCGGACCCCGACCUCCUCGCCGCGCAACACUCCGCGCCGUUGCCGAGUAGCUCUGUCGGCGGAGGCGACUGGUACAUGGACUCAGGUCCCUCCGACUGUGGAUUAUUUGGCGCCAGCCCCCGCGCCCCCUACCUGGAGCGAUGCGCGGCGGCACCCCCCGUCUCGGCGCCUUCUGCCGCCACCUCCCGGGUUCACGACUCCCUCUUACGAGGUUGA